GGUCUGGCUCUGACAGGUCCCUGCAGCGUCUUGCGCACGGACAGACAGUGGGACCAGGAGGGGGCGGCCCUGGGGACAGGUGAGCCCGAGCACACCCUCUCCUCUCCAGCUCCUCCGUUCAGGGCGUGGACUUUGGGGUGGGAGGCCUUUCUCACCCACGCCCCGUCCGAUGGGCACAGCCUCCCGUCAGCCCCAGCUGACUUUGUAUCAAGUCAGAGUCCUGAUUUUGGAUGUCAGCGAUCUAAAUAUUUUUCAAAACACUGCAUGGCCCAAACAGAACACAGCCACACCCCGAUUCUGCCUUGGGCCUUUUCUGUGUCCCUCCUGGUCCAGUGGAGCCCCAGGUGGCAAACUGUCCACACCAGAUGGGCAAUGAGGAAAGGAUGGGGGUGCUGGGGGGCUUGGGCAUCCCCGGGGACCGAUGUCAUGGAGGCCGACUGUGGGUGACCUUGUGGUGUGGCCCCGCUGGGUCCAGAGUGGCCUGGGAGGAAGGCUGACGCGCCCCGUGUUUUCUUCCCAGUUUGAAGAAAGGAGAAGACUAGACGAAUUGAUCGAAAGUGGGAAGGAAGAAGGCAUGAAGAUUGACCUCAUCGAUGGCAAAGGCAGGGGCGUGAUCGCCACCAAGCAGUUCUCCCGGGGCGAUUUUGUGGUGGAAUACCACGGGGACCUCAUCGAGAUCACCGACGCCAAGAAGCGGGAGGCUCUGUAUGCGCAAGACCCCUCCACCGGCUGCUACAUGUACUAUUUCCAGUAUUUGAGCAAAACCUACUGCGUGGAUGCAACUAGAGAGACAAAUCGCCUGGGAAGACUGAUCAAUCACAGUAAAUGUGGGAACUGCCAAACCAAACUGCACGACAUCGACGGCGUGCCUCACCUCAUCCUCAUCGCCUCCCGCGACAUCGAGGCGGGGGAGGAGCUCCUGUACGACUAUGGGGACCGCAGCAGGGCCUCCAUCGAGGCCUACCCCUGGCUGAAGCAUUAACCGCCCGCCUCCCCCCUUCAGUGGACAAAGUGCCCUCAAAGGGAAUUGAUUUUUUUUUUUUUUACACACACACUUAAUAUUAGCAGAUUACUUCAGAUGUUUUUAAAAAGUAUAUUAAGAUGCCUUUUCACUGUAGUAUUUAAAUAUCUGUUACAGGUUUCCACAGUGGACUUGAACAGAUGGCCUUAUAUUACCAAAACUUUUAUAUUCUAGUUGUUUUUGUACCUUUUUUGCAUACAAGCCGAACGUUUGUGCUUCCCGCGCUCGCUCGCGUGCAUGCAGUCAGGCUCGGCGCAGGUUUCAGAGGAGAGAGUCUUCGAACACGAACCAGGAAGUGGGGGGCUGCGGAGCCCGGACUCUUCCCCGCACCCCGACAUCCGAGCGCGCACCCCGAUGUACGAGCAGCACGGGGCGGCCAAGAAGACGCCUGCCGCCUCCCGACGGCCCCCACGGGAUGUUCCCAAGCUCUUGUUUUCCUGCCGUCUGGACAGGCGCACACGGAAGUGUAUGAAUCUUUUUUAAAGGGUUUCGCAGUAA
This is a messenger RNA of Myotis brandtii (Brandt's bat), 1519 nucleotides long. Its product is annotated as N-lysine methyltransferase SETD8. The record is from RefSeq and is a predicted model, not a curated record. Lineage: Eukaryota; Metazoa; Chordata; Mammalia; Chiroptera; Vespertilionidae. Gene Ontology annotation, molecular function: histone H4K20 methyltransferase activity; protein binding. The transcript has 3 exons. The coding region runs from base 422 to 982 and encodes 186 amino acids.